Molecule: messenger RNA, 4356 nt
Organism: Drosophila ananassae
Lineage: Eukaryota; Metazoa; Arthropoda; Insecta; Diptera; Drosophilidae
Gene: hzg
Product: phosphatase Herzog
Exons: 6
Coding region: 643-1632 (329 amino acids)
Molecular function (GO): RNA polymerase II CTD heptapeptide repeat phosphatase activity
Source: RefSeq, a predicted model, not a curated record
AUAUUUAGGGAAAUAAUUGGCGUUUCAGCAGGUAGCCACCGCAGUCACACUUGGCCACAAUUUUUGUUUUUGCGCUGUUAUUCCUGUUACUUUUUUUCGGCGUACACGCGUUUUGUUUUUUUGCGCGAUUAAUUAAUGAACUACGAUUAAUGGGGAGCGCAAGAUGCGAAUAGGGCAAUCGAGUGCGAAAAAUUGAAUAACGAGGAUCCAACAUCCGAAAUCAGCGGUCGGGGCCAGAGAGUGGUGCGUGCGUGUGUGUGUGGUUAGUGGUCGAGUGUGUGCGUGUGGGCGUUUAUAAAUAAAACGCUGCGAAGCUGUGUGCAAAUAGCAGACGCGGAUAGAUGGAAAAAAUAAAAGAAUGAGCACGACUGAAAACAAGAGCGACCUAAAAGAAAGUGUUUUUUAAACCGAAUAUUACAAAGUUUUUUUAAGGGAGCAGCGAAAAAAAAAAGCGAAGGCGAAAGUGCAUUAUUGUGCAGAGGAAGUGCGAAAGAGAGAGAGAGCGAGAGCGAAGAGCGAGCGUGAGCGACAGAGAGCUAUAUACAUAUAUGUUCCGAUUCUGAGAUCCGAUCCACUCCGAGAUCUGUCAACCCCGCCGUUAGGCAACACUGGAGCUGAGAGGAGCCACAAUCGAGUGCUUAAAUGGAUGCAACAUCAAUAAUCACGCAAGUUUCCCGCGACGAUGAGCAGUUGAACGUCUAUCCCAGCUAUCCCAAUGACAAAGACGAUGUAGAACGCCUGAAGCCACAGAAGCGAGGAUUCAUCCAGUCUCUGCUCUGCUGCUGGCGACGGAAUCGGACGAAAAGCAACCAAAAUGGGACACAGAUCGAUGGCUCGACAACACCGCCACCACUACCGGACCAACAAAGGUACCUACUACCUCAGGUUAGGCUCACCGAUAUGCACAGGAAGUGCAUGGUCAUCGAUUUGGAUGAGACCCUAGUGCACAGUAGUUUUAAGCCCAUACCGAAUGCAGACUUCAUAGUUCCAGUGGAGAUCGAUGGGACCGUACAUCAGGUGUAUGUUCUGAAGCGACCGCAUGUGGACGAGUUUCUGCAGAAGAUGGGUGAACUGUACGAGUGCGUUUUGUUUACAGCAUCACUAGCCAAAUAUGCAGAUCCAGUUGCCGAUCUGUUAGACAAAUGGAAUGUGUUUCGUGCAAGACUGUUUAGGGAAUCAUGCGUUUAUUACAGGGGUAAUUACAUUAAGGAUUUGAAUAGAUUGGGGCGGGAUUUGCAAAAGAUUGUCAUUGUGGACAAUUCGCCGGCCAGUUAUAUCUUUCAUCCGGACAAUGCAGUUCCUGUUAAAUCGUGGUUCGAUGAUGUGACCGACUGUGAGCUGCGAGAACUGAUACCGCUCUUUGAGAAGCUCAGCAAAGUUGAUUCCGUCUACUCGGUGCUCUGCAAUUCUAACCAGCCGCUGAACAAUCCGAGCAACCAGCAGCAUCCCCAGGAGCUGCAGCAGACGCCGAACCAACAGCAACAGCAACAGACCAUCUCUGCCACGACAGUUAUUACCCAGGCAACUACACUGUCUGCACCGACCAUCUUGAAUCAACAGCAGCAGCAGCAGCAACAGCAACAGCAGCAAAGUCCGCCCAGCCAACAGAACGAGCUGCUGCAAAAGACGUAACAUCAGUGGGAACUAAUGUUUAUAAAUAUAUGAUAAUUGUAUACAUAUUACAAGACCAAGCAAGCCGAUAAGCAAGCAAACUGAAAAGCUGAUCCCCUAAAAUGCCUCCUUUCGAUGGACUCAUUAACCCCCAGUCCCAACUACCAUGCUUAUAUGCUAGACCCCCGACACAUAUAGAUCCGCUCGACACCUAGACUUAAGCAUAAGUUUUAUAAUGAUAUACAUAAUUUUUACAGAACCCUAUUUACACAGCACAUUUGUUAUUUAUUAUUUUGUUUUGCUCUAUUUAACACUUUUUUUGUAAUUUUUUAAGUUGAACGUGUGUGUUUUUUUUUUAAAACUAACUGCUACUUGCUAAUUGCUAACUGCGUUUUGUACGUACCCCCGUCUAUGGGUACCCCCUUUAUAAUAAACCCCUAUGUAUACCCCUUGAAUCAUAAUUCUGUAAGCAUAAUUAAUGGAAAAAAUUAAUGGAAACUGAGCAGGCAAAAAGAUUUAAUGGCAAAAAUGGAAAAUAAAACAAAAAUGAUAAACUAUACAUAUGAGCAGAGAGAUAAAAUCAAAUUCAAAAUAGCUAUAUUUAUAUAUAUUUUUUAUUAAAAAAAAAAAUAGGAGACAAGGAGGGUAAAAAACACAAAAAAAAACAUAACAAAAAAAAAAUAUGAAAACUUAAAACAAAAAUAUAUAUGUGUACUAAAAGAAAAAUUUAUAUAUACAUACAUGGAUAUAUAUUUAAGGCAUGUGUCUACACAUGUUUCUAGCACUAAGGCAUGUAUAAUAUUUCGUAUAUUUAUUGAAAAGCAAAAAAACAAACAAAAAAAUAAGCAAAAUUACGGCUUAUUCACGGUCUCUCCCACUCAUGAUUGGAUCAAUUGGAUUGUCAAACUGAAAUAAUGUCAAAGUUGGUAUAAAAUCGGGUUUAUCACAGGGCAAGUGUAUUAUCAAAUUCUGGUUUCCUGAAAUGUUCGCCGUUCGAUCGGUAGUGGUGAGGCCGUUAAUAAAAAAGUUUUAGUUGCAUUGCAAGUGGGUGAAAAAAAUAGCUAUAUAUAUUAGCCGAUUUGUAUGGCCACCUAAAAGUCUGCGGCGCGUCCGUAGUUAACAUUACUGAUUACUAAAGCCCGAAAACUCUCUGUUUCCCCGGUGGCACAAAGUCACGAAUUUCAAUUCAAGCAAUCCUAUUCCGAAAUUACAUUAAUUCCUAUUCUAACGACAGUUGAAAUUUCUAACUUUGUGCAACGACGAAGCAAAGUUGCAACAAUUAAUUAGCCCUAAAUUUAUACAUCUAUUGGAGGUGCCAGACAAAUCUCUAGGAUCCAUUAGAGAUUUGAAUGGUAAUCUUUCCAUCAUAUUUUAAUCGUUUUAUGUUUAUUUUUUCCCUCUUAUCAAGUGCGCUUAUAAAUCGCAUUGCAAUAUAUAUUUAUAAACACAUAUAUUUACGUCUGUUCUGUAACUCUUCUAACUUGACUUUCGGCCGUUCUGUAUUCUGUGCUGCCACAUGGAACACCUAUAGCUUCUUUCAACUCCGACCAAAUAUCAAUCAUCGUACGGUAUAUAGAGAUAUAUACUACUAAGCUCAAGCUGGCCACGCCGAAAUCCCACCUGAUACAUAAAUUAUAUAUACACAUGAAGGAUAAUAUAUAUAUAUAUAUAGACAAAAGACGCUAUCAGAAACACAGACCAGUUCGGAUAUUCUAUCUAAAGAUUCUUUCUAUCUUUGUAUCUUUGUAUUUCUCAACUAACCUCUGCAUCGAUUUCGAUUCUUUUAUUUAGUGCAUAAGCUAUUGUGUUUUAUUGUUUUGCUUGAAACUAAUAAUGUAAUAAUACAUUAAUUUUGCAAUUGCAAAUGAAUUAUACAUCAAAUUAAAUCAAUAUUGUAUAUCAUUUUUACAUCUGCUGCAGAAAGCUAAGCUAGCAAGCUAAUAAGCUACAAACUCACAUCAAUAAAAUGCAAUUAAUCACGAAAUUUAAAUGUAAAAAUAUAUAUUUAAAUGAGCUGUUUUACUUUUGAUUAAAAGCAAAGCAUAACGAUAAACCAUUCAACUUAAUUUAUCAUAAAUGGGAAGAAAUUCUAUUUUUAAAUUGAGCCUAUAAAUGUAAUGCAUCAAUGUCGAAAAACAAAAAAUACAAAUUUCAAAUCUACAAAUAUUAUGUCAUCAAACAAUAAAAACUAAAAAAAAAAAAAUGAAUGAAAUUAAAACCCAAUUUGGAGCGAGUUUUAUUUAAUUGAAUAAAAAUCAGUUAAGAAUUUUGCUUCGAAUACGGAAUAAAGUUCUAUUUAUUAUUCAAAUUUAUUUUUAACGCACAGUGUUACACAUACAUACAGACACCUUAUCGAGCUCCGAACUCCUCCAUCGAUCUACACACUAUUUAAUACAUUCAUAUAUAUAUAUUUAAUUAUAUAUCUUUAGUUAAAUAUAUUUGUCUUGAACUUAGCCGCUAAACUAAAGAUGUAGGCAAUGGGGUUCAAUUGCUUCUUUUGCUAGUGUUUAUAGUCUUUUCAAAAAGCUUUUUUUUUGAAUUUUAUUUUUUAUUUGCUGCGAAAGUAAUUUACAAAAUGAAGCUGAAACAAUUAACUCUUUUAUGUUUUGGGGUUUUUUUUGCAAAUCUCUCUGCCACCGUUUUGUAUAAUCUCGAUUACAAAAUACAUCGAAAAAUUGUGGGAUUUUAGUACAUAGUUGAAAAUGUUUGCCUAGCGAUUCAUCAGAUUAUUUGUAGUAGAUUUGU